Messenger RNA from Sclerotinia sclerotiorum 1980 UF-70, 933 nucleotides. RefSeq lists its product with no specific name. NCBI's taxonomy places the organism in Eukaryota, Fungi, Ascomycota, Leotiomycetes, Helotiales, Sclerotiniaceae. The record is from RefSeq and is a predicted model, not a curated record. The transcript is spliced from 3 exons. Gene Ontology annotation, molecular function: protein binding. The coding region runs from base 1 to 933 and encodes 310 amino acids.
AUGUCGUCUUUGAACGUUUCCGGACUUUGCUUGCAAAAGCAAAACAAACAAGAAUAUCAAGAUGAUAUUGAAGUGGAGGAUACGGUUAUAUCACCACUUGCGGAGGGCAGCUCCGAGGCAGCUUGUGUCUUCGAAGACCUCCCAUACGAAAUCACCGCGAUGAUCGUGACCAGACUUGAUCCCAUCUCUCAAAUCUGCUUCUCGCUGACCGGGUCCAACUUCCGACAAAUGUUCAAGGGCCUCGCAGCUUUUGACCAAUAUCUGCUUAGGCAUAGCGAUCGCUGCCAUCGCUCCCUUAAAUGCUACUCUGCACGCCUUUCCAUGCCUUUGAGCAUUCAAGUAUCCAAAUGCGGAUACUACAUCUACGACGUGGACUCGGGAUGUACGGGCUCCAUGCCACUUGACUAUGAUUCAGUGGAGUGGGGUCCUACCCUCGCAGAUUACCUGUGGGACGAGUCGUUUUUCUGGAGCGGUGGUUCAAAAUGGUGCCACGAAUGCUACAGAAUUUUGCCGCCCACAAGUUGGGAGCAGUGCGAGUUUGAGAAAGAGUUUUGGGACCAUGUUGAAGGUCGAUCUGUGGGGAAGGAGGAGCCUCACAAACUUAUCACCAACCUCCUUGCCCGCUCUCUUAUCCGCGGAGUUGAAAGGGGGAGCAAGGAUUACGCCGAAGUUAGUAAUCCUGCAGGGUUUCUUGAAGAGAUCCUGGCGGUCGAUGAGGCGACCGAGGCAAGAGAUGUGGACAGGGGAAGACGUGUGCGUUGGGGCUCCUUGGAAACAGGCGGAUGGAGUCGCUAUGAACGGGGUGCGGAGGCUGAACUUGGAGUCACAUGUAAGUGCGGAUUUGUGGAGGCUUGGUCAUCCCGAUGGCUGGAUGUUUGUUGUGCUGUGGAAAGAUGUUUUGCGGGAAUGUUGGCUUUCUGUAAAGGAGUAUAA